AAUUGUAUUUACUUAUCGUUGUAACGUUUCAAUUUGUGGACGUGUUUGAAUAUUUUAGUUACAGAAUUAUAAGUAUAUCUUAUUAAUAUAAUUGAAAAAAAUAAUUGAGAUGACUUCCCUACCUGUCGUGUCUAUAACGAGAAGAGAAACUUUCAGUUCAUGCCAUCGAUUACACAGCCCUUUUUUAGGUGAUGAAGAGAACAAAAAAUUAUAUGGAAAAUGUAACAAUCCUAAUGGACAUGGUCAUAAUUAUGUUGUGCUUGUAACAGUAAAGGGUCCCGUAGAUCCACAAACAGGAAUGGUGAUGAAUGUACAUGAUUUGAAACAAUACAUGAAAGAUGCUAUAAUGGAUCCACUUGACCAUAAAAAUCUGGAUCAAGAUGUGCCAUACUUUAAAUCUGUUGUGAGUACUACUGAAAACUUGGCAAUUUUUAUUUGGGAUCAAUUGCAGAAGUUAAUGCCAAAGCCACAAUUGCUACAUGAAGUAAAAAUUUUGGAGACUGAAAAGAAUCAUGUUGUGUACCAUGGAGGGACUACAUUUCCCCACAAAUAGGUGAACUCUUCUAACUUACAUCCAGGAAAUCACAACCAUGUGUCUUCCGAUUCAGACUAGUUAAGUUCACUCAAACUAAAAUGGUAAAGGAAUAAUAUGUAGUUAUCACAUUAAUUUCACAGUUUUGGUUUCAAAUUAACAUAACUAUCUAAAUUAAAUUUUAUUCUAUAAAAAAUAAUCUAAAUUUGUGUUGAAUUACUAUAAAAAUUUAAUAUUAUUCAUUUUGUUACCUAGUGUUGUUACUGGUUAUGCAAAUGUUGCAUUCCAACGAAUGUUUGUGGUGUAGGAAUGUGAAUAGAAAAUGUAUUGAAUUAAUGAAUCUGAUUAUUUUUAUACUGCCAUUUUAAAAAGGCUAUUCCAUUAUGACAUUAGCUUAAGAGUUGCUAGUCUACUACAAAAAUGUUUAUGCUCCACUACUACUAUAUAAUUUUAAAUAAUGAUGUUAUUCUAGCGCACAGUUUAUUUAGCAAUUGGUACGCCUUGCAUUUUUAAAUGCUAACUUUUGGAUGUUUGUUUUAAUAAAUUUUUUAUAUAAAUU
Messenger RNA from Pieris brassicae (large cabbage white), 1091 nucleotides. RefSeq names its product 6-pyruvoyl tetrahydrobiopterin synthase (gene purple). The record is from RefSeq and is a predicted model, not a curated record. The transcript has 4 exons. Bases 110 to 553 code for a protein of 147 amino acids. Gene Ontology annotation, cellular component: mitochondrion. Gene Ontology annotation, molecular function: 6-pyruvoyltetrahydropterin synthase activity. Gene Ontology annotation, biological process: tetrahydrobiopterin biosynthetic process. NCBI's taxonomy places the organism in Eukaryota, Metazoa, Arthropoda, Insecta, Lepidoptera, Pieridae.